Molecule: messenger RNA, 951 nt
Organism: Trypanosoma conorhini
Lineage: Eukaryota; Euglenozoa; Kinetoplastea; Trypanosomatida; Trypanosomatidae
Exons: 1
Coding region: 1-951 (316 amino acids)
Source: RefSeq, a predicted model, not a curated record
AUGUUUGUCGUGAAGUGUGAGGCGGCCGUCCUCUGGCAUCCCGCGGUGCACCACAGCCUGCUCCUGCUGCGCGCCUUGCGGCAGCGCCACACACUUGUGCUGGAACCCGCCCGCCCGACGACGACGACGACUCGGCCAGACACCUUUUGGCGUCUCUCGCACCCCGGCAGAUAUCUUGCCAUCCACGCACCGGGCACGAGCGGGGCGGCCUCCCGCGACGGGGCAGAGGCGGCGACGGAGGAGCCGCCACUGCCGCUGCUGCGCGCCCCCGAGGGGGGACUGCGCAGUGUGCACAGCCCGCAGCACAUUCUCUACUUCUUUGCCGCUGCCCCGGAAGGCGUAGAGCACCAGCGGCAACUCCAGGCGUACUUGGAUGCGGCGCUCGUCGCCGACCAUGUGCUGCGCGCCGUGGACGACGUCCUUCUGGCACGGAGCACGACCGAAAUGGAGGCGACGCGGCAGACGCACAGCCAGCUGAUAGAUCUCGUCACCCGCCUGGAGACCUCGCUGGAGAGCGACGGUGAUGACGUGCCGCGAGAGACGGAGCACUGGAGCACGUGGCCGCUCUUCACGACCUUGAAAUUUCUAGUGGAGGAGGCUGGGCUCUUGCUGGGCCCAUUUCCUCGGGUGGCGAGGGCUUACCACCAGCUGCAGGGCUCCAAGCCCGUUGUUGCGCACUCGCGGCUCGUCAACCGCACGGUGCAGUUGACGCUGAGCGGCGCGGGGUCGUCGGUUGUGCCGCCGCCUCCGUGGGCCCACCGUGGGUUUCUCCGCGAGGUCCAACGUCAGCUGGCGGACUACACGGCGGACCCCGCUGAGCGCAUGAUGGACGGUGUCUCGGGUGAGAAGGGGCCGCUGAAGGCGCGCGUGAGUGGCGCUCGCUUUGGACUGCAGCCCGUCUCCGCGCGCAUGCCGUGGACCAUGCAGCGCGCGCGGAUGGGCAAGCCCUAG